CAGGCUGGUGGCGGUUAACAUAGAGUUUAUUUAUACUGAUCAAACAACAUUAUUUCGGCUUGUUCUUCGUUAUUAGUUUUGAUGCAUGAGUGACGACUGAAGAAAUCGGUAAAAUGUACGCUGGAUGAGGGGAGGUGUUUUAGAGAGAGGUUUCCGAUAUGGAAAUACAUCAAGUCGACAGGUGGUGUCGUUAUCCUGCAUCAGUAAUCAGCAACAAAGACGAUGUGCCUCGACGGACAUAAAACCAAAGACUGGAAUUCUGAUGUUAAAUCUCGGUGGACCGGAAACUACGGAAGAAGUGCAUGAUUUUCUUGAGAGACUGUUUCUCGACAAAGAUCUCAUUAAUCUCCCCAUACAAAGUCGUUUAGCCCCACUGAUUGCUAAGAGGCGAACUCCAAAAAUACAGACCCAGUACGCCAAAAUAGGAGGCGGAUCGCCAAUCAAACGAUGGACUGAAAAGCAGGCGAGAGGGAUGGUGGAUAUACUGGACAAAAUUAGUCCAGAGAGCGCACCACACAAGUUCUAUAUUGGGUUUCGAUAUGCCAGUCCACUCACCGAGAAGGCUGUUGAGCAGAUGGAAGAUGACGGUAUCCAGAGAGCUAUUGCGUUCAGUCAGUACCCACAAUACAGCUGCUCCACGACAGGAAGUAGUCUGAAUGCUAUAUUUAGACACUACAAAGCUCGUAUGCUGGACACUGACAUGGUGUGGAGUGUCAUUGAUAGGUGGCAAACACACCCAGGUCUUAUAAAGGCAUUUGCAAACCACAUCCGUGACGAGAUUAAGAAGUUUCCCGAAGAAGACCAAGACGACAUCAUCAUCCUGUUCUCCGCACAUUCUCUACCACUGAAGGUUGUGAACCGAGGAGACUCGUACCCUCAUGAAGUGGCCGCCACGGUCCAGCGUGUCAUGGACGAACUGGGUCACUCCCACGCGUACAGGCUCGUGUGGCAGUCGAAGGUUGGCCCGUUGCCAUGGUUAAGUCCUCACACAGACGAUGCCAUCAAAGGUUUGGUGAAACACGACAACAAGAACAUUCUUCUCGUGCCGAUCGCCUUCACGAGCGACCACAUCGAGACGCUCUAUGAACUAGACUUGGAAUACGCACAUGAGUUGGGGGCUCAGGUGUGUGCGAAGAACAUCCGGAGAGCGGCGUCCCUUAAUGACAGUCCUGUCUUUAUAGAGGCAUUGGCUGAUAUAGUGAAACAGCACUUGGAUUCGGAUGUGCUGUGUUCCAAACAACUUCUCCUCAGAUGUCCUCUUUGUACGAAUCCGGUGUGUGCCAAAAUGAGAGAAUUCUUUGCUAAUCAACAAGAAAUCCACAGAAGCCUCCAGAAGGAAAACGCUGACAUGCGAUUGGCUGGAAAGUUUUGAAAUAGUCUAACCUUAUUUUGAGUUUGAGGGCUCUGCAGUGUUAAUAUGUAUCUUAACAGGACUUCUGGAAUUUUAAUAAAAUCCACUAGCUGUGGGACCAAAAGUAAA
This is a messenger RNA of Gigantopelta aegis, 1480 nucleotides long. RefSeq names its product ferrochelatase, mitochondrial-like. The transcript is spliced from 11 exons. The coding region runs from base 125 to 1372 and encodes 415 amino acids. Gene Ontology annotation, molecular function: protoporphyrin ferrochelatase activity. Gene Ontology annotation, biological process: heme biosynthetic process. The record is from RefSeq and is a predicted model, not a curated record. NCBI's taxonomy places the organism in Eukaryota, Metazoa, Mollusca, Gastropoda, Neomphalida, Peltospiridae.